Hippocampus comes (tiger tail seahorse) is the source of this 2396-nucleotide messenger RNA. RefSeq names its product carbonic anhydrase VI (gene ca6). Gene Ontology annotation, molecular function: zinc ion binding; carbonate dehydratase activity. The transcript is spliced from 10 exons. The coding region runs from base 88 to 1707 and encodes 539 amino acids. The record is from RefSeq and is a predicted model, not a curated record. Lineage: Eukaryota; Metazoa; Chordata; Actinopteri; Syngnathiformes; Syngnathidae.
CUUCCUUUAAUCCCCUCACUUGAAAAGUGGAACGCAGUCCUCAUUCGAGGUGUCAUAGUCGUGCGCGGAGUAAUCAGAGACGCAGCGAUGCUACGAGACUGCGUGUUGCUCGCUGUUUUUUGGGUCGGUGUCGUCCCCUCAGGGAUCCCUCAUGACGCCAUACACUGGACGUACACAGAGGGAGAUUUGGACCAGAUGCACUGGGCGACCAAGUACCCAGCGUGUGGGGGUAGAAAACAGUCCCCAAUUGACAUCCAAAGGCGCAGCGUGAGACACAAUCCGGAUAUGUUGCAGCUGGAGCUUAGUGGAUAUGAUGCUCAGAGAGGAAUUUUUCUCAUGUCCAACAAUGGACACUCGGUCCAAAUUGACCUGCCACCCACCAUGAAGAUCACAAAGGGCAUGCCGGGAAAAUACACCGCUGUUCAGAUGCAUCUUCACUGGGGUGGCUGGGACCUGGAGGCCAGCGGAGCAGAGCACACCAUCGACGGCAUCCGCUAUAUGGCAGAGCUCCAUGUUGUCCAUUACAAUUCAGACAAGUACAAGAGCUUUAUGGAAGCCAGAGAUAAACCAGACGGGCUGGCAGUACUCGCCUUUUUCUAUGAUGAUGGGCAUUUUGAGAACACCUACUACAGUGACUUCAUCUCCAACCUUGCCAAAAUCAAAUAUGCAGGUCAAUCCAUGAACAUUUCCAGCCUCGACGUGCGCUCCAUGCUCCCUGAGAACCUCAACCAUUUCUUCAGGUAUCAGGGCUCACUCACCACACCGCCCUGCUACGAGAGCAUCCUCUGGACAGUGUUCGAUACACCCAUCACCCUUUCGCAUAACCAGAUCAGAAAACUCGAGAGCACACUGAUGGACAUCUAUAAUAAGACCCUGUGGAAUGACUACCGCAUUGCUCAGCCUCUAAAUGACCGAGUGGUGGAGUCAUCUUUCCUUCCUCGACUUGGGAAAGGAUCAUUCUGCCGACAAGAUGAAAUUGAAUCCAAGCUGCGGAAAAUUGAAGGCCUGAUCACGUCUCUUGGGAAAAACCUGUACUCAGGUGGACGACAUAGCUCGCGGCCAAGCAAAUAUGAACGUCAAGCUUUGUUUCCUCUGGUGCUGACCUUCCUGUGGGAGAAUUUGGGCAGCUACGCAAAGGCCCACCUCAGCCAUCCGAUGGAUCUCGACUCCUUCACCAUCUGUAUGCACGUCUUUUCUGAAAAGGAGGGAGCGCACAACGUCAUCUCCUACGCCACCGAAGGCGUUCACAACGAGCUGAUGAUCACCAUCAGCGAGGACAGGGACGCCAAGGAGGUGGGCCUGUGGAUCGGCAAUGAGUUCGUCAACCUGCCGUACAACGUCAAGUCCGACAGCUGGGUCAACUACUGCAUCACGUGGACAUCCCGCACUGGCGGUGUCGAGCUGUGGGUCAACGGCAUGGUGGGGGAGCGACGCUACCUAAAAACCGGUUACACAAUCAUCCCCGGGGGGUUGUUCAUCCUUGGAAAUGACCAGGACGGAUUGCUGGGCAUCUCCAACACCGACUCCUUUGUGGGAAAACUGACCGACGUGAACGUGUGGGACUAUGUGCUGACCACAGCGAAUAUUCGCAACCAGAUGUCAUGUGAGGGGAACAGCACGGUGCAGGGAAAUGUGUUCAGCUGGGGGACCACCAAACUUAGCCUGUAUGAGGGGGUGCACCUGGACAGUCAGUAUAGAUGCUCCUGAAACACCCUCAUGUUUCACAAACCAAUAUAGUGGAACUCCGCUAUUUGCGGAGGACGGGGCCUUCGUCCUACCGCAGUCAACAGCAAGUAAUAAAAAAUAUUAACAUAAAUAUACUGUACCACAAAUUAUGCCAAAACAAUGGAAUAUUUCAAACUCAAUUUAUCCUUUAAAUGGCUUACAAUGUGAAAACUCUCCUAACUUCCACUCAGACUAAACAUAUUUCCUCCCCGACGUACUUGUCUAUGAAUCAAGACGCAUCCCUUCGACAUACUUCCUUGAGAUCAUUUUAUUUUUAUCGUUCUAGUUAGGUGGGGUUUUUGUGCCAUCUCAGUGCAUGAUAAAAAAAAAAUUAAAUAAGUGCAACCAACAGACACGGAAUUUGUUUUCUCUCUCGGAGAUAAAGGGAGGCUUGACGCAUACAUAGGGGUGUUGAGAAAUUUUGAAAUAUAUUUAAGAAUAUCAAAUAAAAUGCUUGAGGGGCUAUACAGAUUUCUGACAGGGCUGUAGCACCUCCAACCCUAACCUGACAACAAACAUGAAUAGAUUUUUUUUUCUGCAAAUAGCAACAGAUAGGUGCCCCCCAAAAAUAUGACCAGGCAGAGGAUAACCGUAUCUUAGUGGUGACUUGGGGGCUUUUAGUGCUUCAUCGUGAUGUAUUCAAGGAUAAAAAAGACAUCAAUACAAAAAAA